Messenger RNA from Leopardus geoffroyi (Geoffroy's cat), 1265 nucleotides. RefSeq names its product mitochondrial ribosomal protein L47 (gene MRPL47). The coding region runs from base 468 to 1187 and encodes 239 amino acids. The record is from RefSeq and is a predicted model, not a curated record. The transcript is spliced from 7 exons. NCBI's taxonomy places the organism in Eukaryota, Metazoa, Chordata, Mammalia, Carnivora, Felidae. Gene Ontology annotation, molecular function: structural constituent of ribosome. Gene Ontology annotation, cellular component: mitochondrial large ribosomal subunit; mitochondrial ribosome. Gene Ontology annotation, biological process: mitochondrial translation.
AGUAGGUUUGUUCUCCUCUCCGACUUUGGAUCUUGUUUGGUUGCCGAGAUGCUGGAAAACAGCUGAGAGGCCGCGCGCAUAACCGAACCCGAACUCACCUGCGUGAGAAGGGAAUGCCCUUAGAGAAGUCGUCCACCUCCGACAUUUCCGUCUUUUCUCAAACUUUUUCUUGUCAUCUAGUGCGGACCAGACAGUCCAUGGGGUCUGUAGAUAACCAGUAUUUGUUGACUUAAACCUAGAGGUACAGAAGCAUCCUCUUUGGAUGGGUGAGUUGGGAAAAACUGCACUGAAGAGGAUUUGGUUAUGGAACUGAAGAUUAUGUCAAGUUUGGAUGGAUAAAAACCAAGGCGCUUUUGUAUUUCCAGGAUCUAUCAGAAAGAUUUUUCAGUAAAUGUGGAGUGAAUAAGUGAAAGUAAUCAAAAGAACGGAAAGUAGCUCUGCUGGUGUGAGAAAGGAACAUCCUACAUAUGGUGUUUAUUAUUUCUGGAAAGACAGCCUGUCUUCUGGACAGACUGACGAGUUUAUGUUGCAGGUUUUCUCUUAGUCUUUUGCCUAAGAAUAUACCAAAUGUCACAUCUUUUCACCAGUGUAGAUUACUUCAUACCACAUUGUCAAGAAAAGGACUGGAAGAAUUUUUUGAUGACCCAAAGAAUUGGGGGGAAGAAAAAGUGAAAUCUGGAGCUUCAUGGACCUGUCAGCAAUUAAGGAAUAAAAGUAAUGAAGAUUUACAUAAACUUUGGUAUGUCCUACUGAAAGAAAGAAACAUGCUCUUAACUUUAGAGCAGGAGGCCAAGCGGCAGAGGUUGCCAAUGCCAAGUCCGGAGCGGUUAGAAAAGGUAAUAGAUUCCAUGGAUGCCUUAGAUAAAGUUGUCCAGGAAAGAGAGGAUGCCCUAAGACUUCUUCAGACUGGUCAAGAAAAAGCUAGACCUGGUGCCUGGAGAAGAGACAUCUUUGGAAGAAUCAUCUGGCACAAGUUCAAGCAGUGGCCUAUACCUUGGUACCUAAAUAAAAGAUACAACAGGAAACGAUUCUUUGCAAUGCCCUAUGUGGAACGUUUUAUGAGAUUGAGAAUUGAGAAACAAGCCCGCAUUGAAGCAAGGAAGAAAAGUUUAGAGAAAAAGAAAGAAAAAUUUCUUCAGGAAAAGUUUCCACGUCAUUCUGAAGCCCAGAAGUCAACUGUUGUCUAAGAUGUCUGAAUUCUGAAGUUACUAUUUUGUUUUCCUUGGAUAACAAUCUAUAUACAAAAGUAAAUAUGUAUUAAGUAA